Anopheles maculipalpis is the source of this 6098-nucleotide messenger RNA. RefSeq lists its product as uncharacterized. NCBI's taxonomy places the organism in Eukaryota, Metazoa, Arthropoda, Insecta, Diptera, Culicidae. Gene Ontology annotation, biological process: regulation of autophagy. The coding region runs from base 168 to 6098 and encodes 1976 amino acids. The record is from RefSeq and is a predicted model, not a curated record. The transcript is spliced from 18 exons.
UAUGUGUUUGUCGGGAAAUUGAAAUGCGUGCCCGUAAUUGUGCUACAACGUGAUUAUCGUCGUGCUGCCGUGCCGUGUAAAGCCCGCCAGAACGCCACCAGUGAGAGUGAGAGAAAAGCUGGAGCUAUAUUUAUAGAGCAUUGAACAUCAUUGAAUGAGACGUCACCAUGUCGCACCUAUUCCCAAGUGCAAAGGGUGAUCAGUUAUGUCCGCUUGGUUUCCAUCCGCAAGUACGCUGGCCCACGCGAUGUAAGCGAUGUUUUCGAGACUACAAGGAACACGGAAAUAAACGAAAUGGAGACGACAUAGCAGCUUCAACGCCGGUUUUGCCAGGCUCAACCCAAUCACGCAAUCGUGACAGUGGCAGCAGCACCACACUGGACAAACCGGUCCGAAGUUGGACAUCUACACAGAAUCUGCUUAGUCCGAGUAGUGGCAAUGGCGGCAGCAGUCAGAACUUUCAGCAACGUCCAGCUUCGUGGGCCUCGACGCCGGAUCUGGACAACAUUCUGCAGGCGGUUAAGGCCGAUUUUACGGUCAACUUGCCCCUCCCUAGACGACGGCAUACGACAACAUUCGACAAUGUUAGUAAUCUAGACGAGGUAAACUCGACAACAGUCACCAUCAAAAGGCCACCACUGCCACCGAUUCUGAAGGUGGAAAGCGUUAAAAAGGAGGACAAGGCAGAGCUACAAAAACGUGAAGACAGUGCAACGGACAUUGUGAUCGAGAAGGGUGACUCGCUGGCGGAGCGUGUGCGUAAGUUAAAUCUAAUAAAACGGCAAGGUAGCGCAGAACGGGAGACGAGUCGAGAGCGUUCAGUUCCUCCGAAGCAGGAAAAAGAUGAACCACCAGUCGUAACAGCGAAAAUUGUUCUCAAACCGCCCAAAACAGAACCGGAAACGGUUGAAAAAAUCGAACGACGAAGACGUAGACCCAUUCCAGACACACCCGAUUCCAGUGUCACCAGUUCCUCUGCAGCUACAACUAGCUCUAAAGUAAGCACCGCCAGCAGUGUGAAGCCGACGGUAACGUUUGCAAGCACAUCACAGCCAUCAACCGCGUCUUCUACAACUAGCUCCCAGACUUCCAAAGAGUCUCAGGGAACUGAUGCAAGCGCUACAACCAAAAGUAUCAUUCGCAGACGACGCAUAGAAGAAUCUACAGCACCGUCGUCGUCUACCACUUCUACCCCGUCCUCCGUUGGGUCUUCAUCGUCAUCAAAAUCCACCCUUACUCAGUCGAGCCCGUCCAUAACCUCUUUCCAGCCGAAGAGUGCGCGUCCUGCCAGUGAGCCGCAAGUACCCAGUUCCAGCAGCGACGAUGUCAAAUUCCUCAUAUCGAUUAAAGACAAAAAAGCGAAAGCGGACGAUGAUCUACACUCGAUUACGACCGAAACGACCGAAACGACGGAAGCAACCAUUGUGGACCACACAGACAUUCGAGAACUGCAGGAGGAGAACGAAGGUCUCAGACGUGAACUGGAAACGGUCAAAGCACGAGCGGAACGAGCCGAACGGGACAAGAGCGAUAUUCUGCUGCGACGUCUUGCCUCCAUUGACACUGUGUCGAACAAGACUGCUGCGUCCGAAGCUCUCAAGUUGCAGCAGAAGGUAAAUGAGCAGAAACAACUGAUAGAUGACCUGCAGGACGAGAAAAAGUUCCUUACCACCAAGCUGAAAGAGAUGUCCGCCGAUAUGAAUGUUCGGGGCAGUCGAGGUAUCGAGGAACAGCUUCGCCAGAAACUAGAACAGGCGGAAACGCUCUGCGAGGAACUGAUGGAUGAGAAUGAGGAAAUCAAACGCGAACUUCGCAACAUGGAAACGGAGAUCGAAGAAAUGCACGACAACUUCCGUGAGGAGCAGGCGGAUGAGUAUGCGUCACUGAAGAAAGAGCUCGAUCAAACGACAAAAAAUUGUCGCAUAUUAUCAUUCAAGCUGAAGAAAUCCGAUCGCCGUAUUGAGCAGCUAGAGUCGGAAAAGUCUGCCCUUGGGGCGAGCGGAGACUUGGCAGCUAAAAUAAAACAGCUCGAGGAUGAGCUGAAGGUGUCGAAUGAAGUGGCACGUCGCCUACAAACGGAACUAGAAAGCGCUGGCCCAGGAGCAACGCCAACGUCUCCGACUAAGAAAACACCGAGCCUUGGCAAUAUCGGUAAGUCGACGUCGGCCGACAGUAAGAUUUCUCGCGCCUCAUUAACACGCGGUGGAUCGCAAGAAGAUCCGGCACAGUUGCUGCGCGAUCUGCAGGAUUCGCUCGAACGGGAGGCGGACCUUCGGGAGCAGCUUAAGUACGCCGAGGAGGAGGCGGAAAAUUUGCGCCGCAAAUCAUCUCGCGUUGAGGAUGAGAAUGACUCUUUAGUAAUGCAGCUGAAGAAGAUGGCAACGAAGGCGAAAACUAAGAGCAGUAUCUUCACUAAGGCAAGAAAACUUAGCCCAGCACCCACAUCACGCUCCAGCACGGACACUACUCCCAUAGAAAAGGAUGAAGGAAUAUCGGACGAGGAAGACCCGGCCGAACUGCGCUUGCAGCUCGAACUGAACGAACAGGAAAUGGCAGUUCUGCGGCGUAAGAUGGAGGAGUUCGAGCACGAGAACAAACAUGCGCGAGAGCAAAUCAAAGAUCUGCAGGAAAAUCUAGCAUCCAAAACGAAGGAACUGGGUCGCAAACUUCCAUCGUCGCUCGGUAGCAAAACAGGUGUGAAGGAUCCAUUGGAAGAAAAGAAAAUUACUGUUAUGGAAGAAGAGAUAAGCGAGCUGCGGAAGAAGCUGAUCGAGAAGGAUCGCGAAUUUGAACGAUUGCAAGCUGAGAUGGCACUAGCUAAGUCAAAGGGUGGCAAAUCACUGUCUAAGUCCAAAUCACUUGAAGCCCUUACCGAACAACAGGCACUAGACUUGAAACGACAGCUGCAGGUGAUCGAGCAGGAAGCGACUGUACUGCGAGCCAAAACGCAAAGCCUCGAGCAGGAUAAUGAAAAGUAUCAGGCAGAGAUCAAGAAGCUUCAGGCCGCCGCACCGAAGGCAACCGCAACAUCAGCGGCGGAUAAGAAAAAGCUUACCGAUUCGAUUGAGCAGUUGGAGAAGGAGAAACAUGAGCUUGAGGUACGGUUGAAACGCCUCGUACAAGAGUCUCUCAGUCAGCUACCGGUACGUUUGUCCAAGAGCCCGACAGAUAUGCACACCAAACUUCAACUAAGGAAAAUGGUCGAAGAAUGUGAAAUGGAGAUCGACGAACUGCGAGCUUUGGUUGGCAAAGCGGGUGCUUUGAACAUUACUGCGCUAGAAAAGGAAAGGAAGCAGCUCGAGGCGGACCUGACCGAAACAAAGCAACAACGGGAUAAACUUACAUCUGAGCUAAGCACACUUAAAAAGGAAACUCUCGAACAGCAAACAUCGAAACUGAAUGAAGCACAGCGUACUGUAGAAAAAUUGGAAGACGAAAAUAGAAAGCAAAAUGAAAAGAUUAAAACGCUCGAAGAUAAAAUCACUAAAAUCAAUACUACAAUGAAGGCUACAGAAUCAAGCAAAACUUUCCUCGAAACUCAACUCAAAACGGAGAAAGAGAAACAUACCACCGCCGAGCGAGAGCUUGAAAAACUACGCAAGGAAAAGACUAAGCUGGACAAUCGGAUCAAUGAUUUAGAGAAGGAACUUCAGCUCUCGAAGAAAAAUGCCGAGCUCAUCAAGGAAAGUCUGGAGCGGGAAAUGGCGGCAAUGAAGAGUAAAUCGUCUACCGGUGCGGACGAUACCGAAGCGACGAAGCUUCUGCAGGAUCUUAAAAAGCAAAACGAAGAACUAACAGCAGAGAUCCACCAGCAGAGCAGAAAGUUCGAAGAGUUGCUUCAGAAACAUGAAACCAUGGAAGAGGACCAUCUGGUCGUUAAGGCACAGCUUGCAUCGGAACGCGAAAAGACGCAAGAAGUUGAUAAGCUGAAGAACAAGCUGCUCCAAGCGGAAGCCAUCGAGUCAAGGCUGGUAAAGGAAAACACUAACAUGAGCCGCCGAUUAGUGGAGGUGCAGAAGAAAUUAACCACCGCCGAGACAAACAACGACAACCGGUACGCCGGAAUAGAGCUGGAGAAAAACCGCUUGAAGACGGCACUGGAAGACAAGCAGCACGAUUACGAGAAACUUACCAAGGAAAGCGAAAUGAACGCGUAUCAAGUGAAUCAGCUGAAAAAAGACAACGAAGACUUACGCGGAAAACUGGAUGACUAUGAACGCAUUAACAAGGCUCAGCGUACACUAAGCGAACACAACGCUCAUUUGGAGCAGGAGCUGAAGAAUGUCUACAAAAAACUAGAAGCGUCGGAGUUGAAUGUAAAGUCAGAAGUAGCUGCCACACGCUUGCGCUACGAGCAACAGGUGACCAACUUGCACAACGAGCUGACAGCUAUGCAGCGACAGUGCGAACGGUUUAAGCGAGAUCGUGAUACCUUCAAGCAGCUGGUAGAAGCCGCCCAGAAGCAGAUUGGAGAUAUGAAGGCAAACCGACGCAGUCUCGCGUCCGUUACCAGCAGCAGCGGAGACGAUGACGAUAAGACGAAGAUAGUCGCACUGGAGCAACAGAUUGGCUGUCUCGAGGAUGAACUUAGUGAGGCUCGGCUUGAAGCUAGCAAGGUGCGCACGGAGCUAGUAUCCGAGCUGAGUGCGUCCGAGAUUAAGAUCUCGGAGAUGCAAUCCAAGAUCAAUGAGCUGGAAGAGGAGAAAAUUAUGGGUAGCGGAAAGUCCAAAGUGCCCGGCACGAAGACACGACUCGAGCUAUCCUGGCAGAAGGAGCGCGAGGAGUUGCAACGGUUAGUGCAGGAAACGUCGACGUUGGCUCGCGAUCUACGCCAAACACUGUACGAGGUGGAGCGUGAACGGGACAAGGAGAAGCUCGAAUCGAAGCGCAAGAUCGAACAAAUCAAAAAGACAACCGAGGAAGAGAUCGAGGAGGGUCGCCGGAAGGUGACCGAAUUGCAGAGCGAUCUGCUGGAGUUGCGCGAUGCUCACGCAAAACUGCGCACGGCAAACGAAAAGUUGCGCCGCGAUCGCGAUCGUUACGAGCGUGAGCGGGUCGAUGCUACGAGAAAGAGGCUGGAAGCUGAGGGUGACAGACGGAUAGGUGCGCUGCUGCAAACGGUUGACGAGUUAGUGAAGCUCGCGCCGGAACUGCAGAAAGUAGCGUCCAAGGAGUCUCACACAACAAGCACGGGAAAGACCAUCUCAGCUAAUGCACCCAUUCCAACACCGCCCAUGCGUCACAAGAGUCCAUCGCCGGGACCUGGAGCCACAGCACAGCCACAGCAAUCGAUUUCUACAGUAUUAGCCAGGCUGGCCGAUGCAUCCGAAGAUCUGAGACGCUACCAGCGUAUGUGCGACGAGGAAAAGGACAGAGAACGGGCACGUCGCGGUGGGAUGCGACGUGCUGCAUCGCAAGAAAACGAUACAAUGCACGAUAAUUCACCAAGCCGGCCGGUACUCAGGGUGAAUCGAAACGGUGGCAGCAGCCUGCACAGAAAGAGUCUUUCGUUGGAUCAAUCGAUGCAGGCUGAACAGCAGGGGCUUAUCUGGCGCGAAGGGGACGAUAGUAUGUCGUCACUGCAAUCGAUCGACUCCGACUACGGCAUGAUGCGCCGCGAUUCCAGCCUAGAUUCGCGCCUGUCGACCGGUUCGACCCAAAGUGAUAUGCCUCGCAUGCGAAAGAAGAAGCGCGGUCUGAUGGGUAAACUGCGCAGCUUAAGUCUGACGCGCGGCAAAGGAACCGAAAGCGAUUAUUCGCACCAAGGAUCAGAUUCCGAUCUCAGUCUGGCAGGUGAUGUUCGAUCGAGCAAAACCAAUCUAAAGGGAAAGCUAUCGGGAAUGUUCCGUCGGGCCGGAUCUUCUUCGCGCACCAACAGUGCCGAAGCUAUUGAUCGCGAAAUUCAACGCCCAGUCGCCAUCCAGACGCUCGGUAAUGGUCCUACAUCGGUAGCUGUGCCACCACAACGGCCAGUUUCUGCUAGUACACCGCAUUUAGCUAGAGCUGCUAAACCUCCCACACCGUCAAUGGCAUCAACGCAGAGAAAACGGCUGAGUGCUAACCUUCCACCAACAGGCCAAUCUUCUGGUGGAGGUUAG